This is a messenger RNA of Manihot esculenta (cassava), 2232 nucleotides long. RefSeq names its product protein IQ-DOMAIN 3. The transcript has 6 exons. Bases 406 to 1848 code for a protein of 480 amino acids. The record is from RefSeq and is a predicted model, not a curated record. Lineage: Eukaryota; Viridiplantae; Streptophyta; Magnoliopsida; Malpighiales; Euphorbiaceae. Gene Ontology annotation, molecular function: protein binding.
GACACAAGCAGCAAAUGCUGUCUGUCGAAACGCCAAUGGCGUGCCGUGCGUUUGUUGUCAAUUUUGGGAAACCCAACUAUUUAUAUCUCAAAAAAACUCAGCUGAAUGGGCCCCACAUAACCCAGAUGCAAAAACCUCUAAGCUCUAACGAUCCAAAAGUUAUUUCGAGUCCAUUUCUGAGCGUUGAAGCUUUGUUUGGCAAGAUCUGUUUUCUCUCUCUCGUCACAGCUCACAGCUCACAGGAGACGCGUGCUCAUUUUCUUCUUUUACAUGUUUUUUCUUCUCUUUACACAGUGAGUGAUGAGGAAUGUUACUUCAGUUACAGAGAUCUGAAAAUUUUUUAUGCAGAGUGUUUCUUGGGUUUGAAAUUUCAGGUUUAGGCCAAGCAACAUGAAUGAUUAAGAAAUGGGGAAAAAGGGGACCUGGUUCUCUGCUGUGAAGAAAGCUCUCAGUCCCAAGAAAUCCAAAUCAAAGAAACAAGAGAAGAAUCUAGAUCCAGUUGAUUCUAAAUAUGAAGAAACUACCUUACUUGAUGCUCCUGCCCCUCCACCUCCUCUUCCUCCCCCUAUAGAAGAUGUGAAAUUAAUUGAAGCUGAGAAUGAACAGAGCAAGCAUGCUUAUUCUGUGGCACUUGCCACUGCUGCUGCUGCUGAGGCAGCUGUUGCUGCAGCCCAUGCUGCUGCUGAGGUUGUUCGGCUUACUAGUGUGGCCCGUUAUUCUGGAAAAUCAAGGGAGGAAAUAGCUGCUAUCAGGAUCCAAACAGCAUUCAGAGGAUACUUGGCAAGGAGGGCAUUGCGAGCUUUGAGAGGGUUGGUGAGAUUGAAGACAUUAAUACAAGGCCAGUCUGUCAGACGGCAAGCAACUAACACCUUACGAGCAAUGCAGACUCUUGCUCGAGUGCAGUCUCAAAUUCGUGCAAGGAGGAUCAGAAUGUCAGAGGAGAACCAGGCCUUGCAGAGGCAGCUCCAACAAAAACAUGAGAAAGAGCUUGAGAAGUUGAGACAUGCUAUUGGAGAUCAGUGGAAUGAUACCUUGCAGUCAAAGGAGCAAAUUGAAGCAAGCUUGCUGCACAAGCAAGAAGCUGCUAUGAGAAGAGAAAGGGCAUUGGCUUAUGCAUUUUCUCAUCAGCAAACAUGGAAGAACUCUUCAAAAUCAGCAAAUCCAACAUUUAUGGAUCCAAAUAAUCCACACUGGGGUUGGAGUUGGUUAGAAAGAUGGAUGGCAGCCCGGCCUUGGGAGAGCCGGAACACAAUAGAUAAUAAUGACCGUUCUUCUGCUAAAAGCUCAACAAGCCGUGCGAUGUCUAUUGGUGAAAUCAGUAGAGCUUACUCUCGUCGAGAUUUCAACCAUGAUAAUAAGACUUCACCUGGUGCUCAAAUGUCUAACCGACCUCCCAGUCUCCAAUCUCCUUCAACUCCUUCAAAAGCGCCUUCUAUGUCAUCAGUGGCAGGGAAAACAAAGCCACCAAGUCCAAAAGGAAGUAGCUUUGUUGCGGAUGAUGACUCAAGGAGCUUGUUCAGUUGCCAGUCCGCGCGAUAUAGGAGGCAUAGCAUAGCAGGAUCAUCAGUAAGAGACGAUGAAAGCCUUGCAAGCUCACCCUCAGUUCCUAGUUACAUGGCACCAACACAUUCAGCAAGGGCAAAAUCCCGGUUACCAAGCCCCUUGGGGAUAGAGAAGAAUGGGACUCCGGAAAAGUCAUCAGUGGGAUCUGCAAAGAAGCGGCUUUUGUUUCCUGCUUCCCCAGCCGGACCAAGGAGGCAUUCUGGUCCUCCAAGGGUGGAAUCCAAUGUCAUUAAAAACUUAGAAGUGCACACAGAAAAAGUUAUCAAUGGAGAAAGCAGCAGGUAGGACUGAACACAAGAAACUUCAUUUUUAAGUACUAGUGAGAAAAAAGAAAUUCAAAAACAAAAAAUAUCAGCUAAGACUUAGAUAUCUGCAUUAUCAUUUCGAUUGUCGGUGCCAUUGUCAUCACUGCAAAGACCUUUUUUAUUCUUCUAAACUUGAUACGAUUUGUUAUGUAUUAUGUUGUAGGAUAGAUUUGUUUAGUUGUAGUGUUACUGAGAUCAUUUUUUUUAACUGUUCAAUUAUCUGUCUCUGUCUCUCUCUUACAGUUAGCUUGUGUUCUUGAGAUAUUGAGGAAAACUUGAUGAUGUGGUGUUUGUAGAAGUUUGCAAAUCAUUUAUUUUCUUUAUUGUUAGUGAAUGAAAGAUUUUCUAUGUAUUUGUUGUUUAA